Cryptomeria japonica (Japanese cedar) is the source of this 2965-nucleotide messenger RNA. RefSeq lists its product as uncharacterized. Bases 251 to 2476 code for a protein of 741 amino acids. The transcript is spliced from 15 exons. Lineage: Eukaryota; Viridiplantae; Streptophyta; Pinopsida; Cupressales; Cupressaceae. Gene Ontology annotation, biological process: biosynthetic process. The record is from RefSeq and is a predicted model, not a curated record. Gene Ontology annotation, molecular function: translation initiation factor binding; guanyl-nucleotide exchange factor activity; translation initiation factor activity. Gene Ontology annotation, cellular component: eukaryotic translation initiation factor 2B complex.
UGCACUUUAAGGGUCCCUUAAAGAAAUAGCAUGAAGAGAUUAGUAUCAUGUUAAAUAUGAUGUAUUCAUGGAAGAGUGUGUUCAGAAAUAAAGCUCAAUAGAGAAAAUCCAAUUGUUCUAACCCCUCAGCGGUGAUUGAACUGUUUCUCAAUCUCCCUGGAUUGGUAGAAUUUCUUACAAACGAGCGAUUGGAAGAAGACAUGCCUGGAAAAAAUUAAGGCAGACAAGGUAGAGCAGGGAAGAACACAGAAUGGCUCAAAGAAAGGGUUCAAAGCGCGUAGAGGUGGGCGAUGACGAAGCCGUUGUCCCGUUGCAGGCUGUUCUCUUGGCAGACAGCUUUGCUCAGAAGUUCCGCCCUAUCACCAUGGAGCGCCCUAAAGUGCUCCUGCCGUUAGUGAAUGUUCCUAUGAUUGACUAUACGCUGGAAUGGCUUGCAUCUGCUGGUGUUGAGGAAGUUUUUGUGUUUUGCUGUGCUCAUGCAAAGCAAGUGACAAGCUAUAUAGAAAAUUCUGUCUGGCAAGCUCAACGAAAUCUCACUGUUACUACUAUUGAAUCACAUGAUUGUGUCAGUGUUGGUGAUGCCCUACGCUUUAUUGAUCAACGGAAUGUGGUGCGAGGUGAUUUUGUGCUUGUUAGUGGUGACACUGUAAGUAACAUGUCUCUGAAACAAGUGCUCCAAGAACACAAGGAAAGAAGGAAAAAGGACAAGCUUGCUGUGAUGACUAUGGUGGUUAAACGCACUAAACCUUCUUCCGUUACACAUCAAAAUCGGCUAGGAAAUGAUGAGCUGUUGUUGGCUGUUGAUUCAGAAACCAGACAACUUUUAUAUUAUGAGGACAAGAAAGAUUCUGGAAAAGCAAAUGAGUUUACAGAAAAUAUAAUUCUUGAUCGGUCAAUAGUUGCUGAUAGGCCAGCUGUAAAGCUAUGCAAUGACCUUCAGGACUGCUUCAUUGAUAUUUGCUCCCCAGAAGUGCUCAUGCUCUUCACUGACAAUUUUGACUAUCAACAGCUCAGGCAUGAUUUUGUGAAAGCCUUGUUGUGUGAUGAGGUUAUGGGUUAUAAGAUCUUCACCCACGAAAUCCACUCAGAGUAUGCUGCAAGGAUUGACAAUUUCAGGGCUUAUGACGCUGUUAGUAAAGAUAUUCUUCAACGUUGGACGUAUCCACUGGUGCCAGAUAUCCUAUUUUCAAGUAAUGGUCCUCCAAUAAGAGUGGAUCGCCAGGAAUAUUACAAAGCAGCAGGUGUGGUACAAUCACGAUCUGCAAUAGUUGGCGGGACAACAAUGCUAGGAGAGGGUACAAUCAUUGGUGAUUAUUGCACUAUUACUGAUUCUGUAAUCGGGAAAGGCUGCACUAUUGGUUGCAAUGUUAUUGUAGAAGGCUGUUACAUUUGGAACAAUGUGACGAUCCAAGACAAUGCUAUUCUAAAAUAUGCAAUUGUUUGUGAUGGGGCUGUUAUUAGGGCUGGGGCUGUUCUAGAACCUGGUGCUAUCUUAUCUUUUAGAGUGGUUAUUGGACAAAAUUUUACUGUUUCAGCAUAUUCAAAGAUCUCUCUAAUAUCUCAACCUACUGAAGAAGAUAGUGAUGAAGAGUUGGAAUAUGCAGAGGCUGCAAGUGGGGCAACAGAAAGUCCAAAAAAUCCUUUAUCAGUUGAGGAGAAUGGUAUGCAUGGUCAGAAUGGACAAUUAGAUGAUGAAUCAAUUGAUGCACAGCAUUGGGAUGUAUCACAGGUCGGGGUUUCUGGUGCUGGUUGUAAAUGGUCAGUCAUGGAAGGAAAGGAAGAAGAAGAAUGGAGGCAUUCUAUUGCGGUAAUUCCUGCAGGAAAAAUUCAGGAAUUGGUCCUGAAAGAUAAAAUUGAUUAUGAAGACACUGUGCUUGAUAUAGGGGCUGGGAAAACAUCAUCUAAGCCGGACUCUGAAAGUAUUGAUGAGGAAUAUGAAAAGCCGGAUAAACUGGCCGAUGAUUUUGACAAAGAGGUAGAGGCCACUUUCCGAAGAAUCGUUUUAGAAGUUCCAGGUGUUCAGCAAGAUCAUGUGAUUUUAGAAGUGAAUGCGUUGAGGUUAGCAGAAAAUAUGUCAUUCACUGACUGUGCUGGAGGUCUUUUCCGUGCAAUUAUGAAUGUAGCUUUAGAGGCACCACACACCAGUCAAGUUGAGCUCAUCAUAAAUACAAAAAGUGUAACGACAAAGUGGAAGGAUUUGUUACGGCACUACUUAAAAAGUGAAGAUGAUGAGAUUGAGGUGCUCCUGAAAUUUGAAGAAAUUUGCUUGGAAUCAGGAAAAGAGUUUGCUCCAGUAUUCUCAAAGGUUUUGGAAAUAUUAUAUGAUAAUGAUAUUGUGUCUGAAGGUGCAAUCUGUAAAUGGGCAUCUGAGAAAGAGGAAGCAGAUGAGCUGGACAAAGUCUUUGUCAAACAAUCUGAAGCCUUUAUCAGUUGGUUGCAGGAAGCAUCAGAGGAAGAAGAUGAAGAGGAAGCCUAGAAUGAUAAGGUCGUUGGUUUGAGAUUUUUUUUUUGGUAGUGAACUGUAUAUUAGUGAUUUUCCUCAGCAACUGAGAGGUUUGAGUGCACAGUGGAAAUCUAAUUUCCCAUGUUGGUUUAUAUUUAUUCCGUAGUUUGUAGGAAUUUUUGGUCUGAUGGAAGUGUACUUGUAAUCAAGUGGUGCGGGAUUAUUUUGUAUAUUGAAAGAUAUAGGAAUAAAACUAUUAGCUUUAGAAGGGCACUGAUACCUGACAGAGAAUUUGAACAACUGUUAGGCAUUAAGAGCUAAUACUGUAAGUCUGGAAUAUCACCUUUCACUCUGAUUUUCUGGCGUGAUUUCGCUUUUUGAUAAUCCUUUCUGUAACAUUUUUUAUUUUAGUUUUCAAUUUGGAAUUUAAUAUUUUUUUCAAAGAAAUGGGAUGAGGAAGUUGGUUAUUAUGUUAAGGAAAAUAUUCAAAAUGAUAUAUAUAAUAUUCAAGAUGAUGAAGAA